Molecule: messenger RNA, 958 nt
Organism: Vespa crabro (European hornet)
Lineage: Eukaryota; Metazoa; Arthropoda; Insecta; Hymenoptera; Vespidae
Exons: 3
Coding region: 289-945 (218 amino acids)
Source: RefSeq, a predicted model, not a curated record
CACUUUAUCGUGAAGUUAUUGAUGUUUCUAUAUAUGUAUACACACACACACACACACAUAUAUAUAUGUAUAAUUUUUAUAUUUGUUAUCUCUUAUCUAACAAGUGAAUGUGCACGUUUUUGUCAUACGUGACAUCCGGGUAAAUAAUUAUCUCCAAAUUCGUGCAAACGUCGUAUACGUUUUAUAUGUAUACCUUUAUAUACAACUAUACAUAAUCGAUUAAUGUUCUCUCCUGAUUUUUCCCCCCUUCUUUUGGAAAAAAAAUAAAUAUAAAUAACACAAUUUAUCAUGUUGGAGCCGUUGAUAGUAUUGACAGUUUUAAAUUGUUUAUUUAUGUUCAGCUCGACCGUGACCACGUGCGCAUUAUGGUGGCAAUAUCGACGUCAUCGUUGUUACGAUGUCAGAAAGGUUCCAUCAUCUCGACGAACUUGUAGAUCUCACAUAAGAAAAUCUAACAGCUGUACGAGUUGUCACGUUUCCAAGAAAAUUGUCCAAUCAAAGGUAGACGAUAGAAAUCACGUUUUUGGCAGCGGUAGAUCUUUUAUGAAUGCCGAUGAACAAUACAAGAAAAAAAUUUUGGACGAAACCAAACCUGCAAGCAAGCUUAGAUAUUUGUCCGAUUAUAAAAAGCAUAAAGACGAAAGAAGGAUACAUCCUUUUACCGAACCAUCAACCAAGCACAAAGAUUCGGCAAUUAGAAAACAAAUUUCUGAGGUAUCUGAUACGACCAACGAUACUAAGUCAACCGUGAUAAUGGAAUUCUCAACGGUACAAAAGAUCGUUCAACUCGUUGACAACAAUGGCGACAUAUCUAUGGCAAAAGUAACAGUUAUACCGGCGCGUGAUAUCAUCGAGAAGAACAAAAAAUUUGAUUUAGAUGUUGGAAAUAAAUUUGAGGAUGACAUUAGGACAGUCGAAAAGAUUUCACGUUCUACGGUACAUUAGAAAUAAUAUCUAC